UGUCUUCAUACAUAACACAACAAAAAUUCAUGAAGAUCCAAAAUAUUAUUUUGGUACAAAGGACGUGGGAGAGUUGCAAAUCUCGGUGGCAAAAACACAUUUUUCCUCAAAUGAACAAAUGACACUCUUGCAUCAAACCCUGACCCGACCUUGUUGGGCUCCCGAUAGAACCGUUUCUUUCUUGUCCUAAAGAACCGUUUCGAGGAAUAAAUAACUGACUCACUCUCUGCGCCAUAUUGAAGAUCUCUGUUCAGAAUGGCCCUCUCUUCCGUAUUUUGGCGCCUAAAUCUCCUCUCAAAACCCUCAGUUUCUCUCAGAGCUCUAAAACCCUUCAAGCCCAAACCAAGGCCCAUGUCCUCGCUUCCCAUUUCUUCUAAAUCAAAUUCCUCCAACUUCUCCGCAUCAAAGAAUCCAACUUUUCUAGACCCAAAACCUCGUACUCCGUAUCCCCAACAUGAUCUUAUUGUUCUGGGCAUCGAAACCAGCUGCGACGACACCGCCGCCGCCGUCGUGAAAAGCAACGGUGAAAUUCUCAGCCAAGUUAUUUCUUCUCAGGCAGAUUUGCUUGCUCAAUAUGGAGGUGUUGCUCCCAAAAUGGCAGAAGAAGCGCACUUGCAAGUGAUUGAUCGGGUUGUGCAAGAAGCGCUCGACAAAGCUAAUUUAACCGAGAGAGAUUUGUCUGCAGUUGCUGUUACCAUUGGUCCUGGUUUAAGCCUUUGUCUUCGUGUUGGUGUGCGGAAAGCUCGUAAAAUUGCUGGUACUUUUAGCUUACCAAUUAUUGGUGUACAUCACAUGGAGGCUCAUGCUCUUGUAGCCAGGUUAACUGAACAAGAACUACAAUUUCCUUUCAUGGCUCUGCUUAUUUCAGGAGGACACAAUGUACUCAUCCUUGCUCGUGAUCUUGGUCAUUAUGUACAACUUGGGACCACAAUAGAUGAUGCUAUUGGUGAGGCAUAUGAUAAGAUAGCAAAAUGGCUUGGUCUUGACUUGAGGAGAAGUGGUGGGCCAGCUAUUGAAGAGCUUGCCCAAGAGGGUGAUGCAAAAUCAAUCAAAUUCUCGACUCCAAUGAAACAACAUAAAGAUUGCAACUUCUCGUACGCUGGUCUGAAGACUCAAGUGAGGCUGGCAAUUGAAUCUAAAAAUAUUAAUGCUACAAUUCCUGUUUCUUCAGCAACUAGCGAAGAUAGAAGGUCCCGAGCUGAUAUUGCUGCCUCUUUUCAGAGAGUUGCAGUAUUACAUCUGGAAGAAAGGUGUGAACGAGCAAUUGAAUGGGCUUUGAAGAUUGAACCUUCUGUAAAACAUAUGGUUGUGUCUGGUGGUGUUGCAUCAAAUCAAUAUGUUCGGGCUCGACUUGAUCAGGUUGUCAAGAAAAACAACUUACAACUUGUAUGCCCUCCUCCCAGCCUUUGUACAGACAACGGCGUAAUGGUGGCAUGGACUGGCAUUGAGAACUUUUGUAUGGGAAGAUUUGAUCCACCACCACCUGCAGAUGAACCUGAAGAUAUUGAGUUUGAUCUGCGGCCAAGGUGGCCAUUGGGGGAAGAAUACGCUGAGGGAAGGAGUGAAGCUCGGUCAAUGAGAACGGCCCGCAUUCAUCCGUCUCUGACAUCUCUCGUCCAAGCAUCUUUGCAACAGCAACUAUAGUCUCCAUCUCCUAAAUCUCCAGCCAAUUGAUGAAGUUUCAUUCUCAGUGUAAAGUCAAG
Molecule: messenger RNA, 1703 nt
Organism: Rosa rugosa (rugosa rose)
Lineage: Eukaryota; Viridiplantae; Streptophyta; Magnoliopsida; Rosales; Rosaceae
Product: probable tRNA N6-adenosine threonylcarbamoyltransferase, mitochondrial
Exons: 13
Coding region: 256-1644 (462 amino acids)
Biological process (GO): tRNA threonylcarbamoyladenosine modification
Cellular component (GO): mitochondrion
Source: RefSeq, a predicted model, not a curated record